UUGCACUGACAGACGGACCGACGAGAGAUAGACAUCAGGAAAUCAAUUUAUAAUGUCAUCCUGAUCACGUUGGUAUACAUAUGGUAUAAUCCCAUAUCUCUGACGAUUAGUUCAGGUGUUACAAACAACUUUUUACGGUAAAAAAGUUUUUAAAAAUGUCUCUGCUGCCAAGCACAUUCGUCAAGGGCAUACACGAUGAAGAACUUUCCAAACGUAUGGAGUACCGUACACUGGGUCGCACCGGACUACAGGUGUCGAAAGUCUCAUUAGGCACAGCGACUUUAAGUGAUUUAUAUGGAGAACUAGAUUUGGACGAUGCUAUAGCAAUGAUACACAAAGCUAUAAAAGCUGGCAUUAAUUACAUUGACACAGCGCCUUAUUACGGUCAAGGUCGUGCCGAGGAGGUAUUGGGUAUGGCGUUGAAAACUGUGCCAAGGCAGGCGUACUACAUAGCCACAAAAGUUGGACGGUAUGAAAAGGAUUUGGUAAAGCGAUUUGAUUUCUCUGCCAAAAGAACACGAGAAAGUGUUGAGAAGAGCUUAAAAUUGCUGGGUAUUGAAUAUGUAGACAUUAUACAGGUUCAUGACAUCGAUUUUGCCAAAGACCUUGAUGUUGUAGUCAACGAGUGUCUGCCAGAACUGGUAAAAAUUGUUAAAGAAGGCAAAGCAAGGUUUAUCGGUAUCACCAGUUACAAUCUGGAAGUGCUUAAGGAGUGCGUAAAACGUGCCCCCUGCGUUGAUACCAUACUCUCAUAUUCGCGCCACACGCUGCUGGACGAUACACUGAAGGGAUAUGUGAACUUCUUCCAGCAACAUAAUAUUGGCGUUGUUUGCGCGUCUGCUCAUGCAUUAGGUCUGUUGACCAACGCCGGACCACAGUCUUGGCAUCCCGUUGUUGAUGAUGUGAAGGCGAUUUGCAGCAAAGCGGCGAAGAUUUGUAAGGAGGCCAAUAUUGAGCUUGGCAAAUUGGCUAUGUAUCAAUUUAUGCAGUUGGAAGGAGCGAGCACAUUUUUGGUCGGUAUGGAAACUUGCAAGUUAUUAGAUAUAAAUCUUGCCGCUUAUUACAAAGGACUUAGUAAAAAGGAAAUGGAGAUAUUGCAACAAUUACGUGCAACCCUUUUCACGAAAUCAUACAAUUGGGAUGGCGUCGAAAUAGAGGAAUACCGGCGUGCAUUGUCGAACGCGAAGUAAAUGGGAAUUCAUGUGUGAUAACUUGUCUCUGAUGUAUUUAAUACAAAGCAGUUUAACUAAUUAUCUAAUAUGGAAAUAAAAAUCAACUACAAUUUAAAGAA
This is a messenger RNA of Bactrocera latifrons, 1291 nucleotides long. RefSeq names its product L-galactose dehydrogenase-like. Gene Ontology annotation, cellular component: cytosol. NCBI's taxonomy places the organism in Eukaryota, Metazoa, Arthropoda, Insecta, Diptera, Tephritidae. The record is from RefSeq and is a predicted model, not a curated record. Gene Ontology annotation, molecular function: L-galactose dehydrogenase activity. The transcript is spliced from 6 exons. The coding region runs from base 156 to 1190 and encodes 344 amino acids.